CAAGGACGGCGUCGCCGCCCACGUGACCCACGCCAACAACGAGGCGGCAAGAUGGCGGCAGCGGGAGUGCCGAUUCAGAAGCUGAGCCACAAGAAGUUAAGGGCCUUGUUGAAGAAAGAAAAGCGUAAGAAAAAGCGGCAAGCAGCAGCCAAACAGAGAGAAGAAUUAGCUUGUGAAGAUGAGGUAGAAGAGGCAGAAGAGCUUGAAGAAGAAAAAGAGUUGGAGGCUGAAAGGCAACGUUUGCAUUUAGAAUGGUUGGAAAAAGAAAAGCGGGCACAGGAGGAGUUCCAACUAAAAAAGGAAAAGGAAGCAGCAGCACAGAAAAGGCAGGAAGAGGAGGAGAGAAAAAUCCGAGAAGAAUGGGAACAGCAGCAGAUGCGAGAGAAGGAGGAAGUAGAGCACAAACGUCAGGAGCGGAGAGAACGAGAGGAAGCUGUUCAGAAAAUGCUGGAUCAGGCGGAAAGUCAGCUUGAGAAUGGUGGCACGUGGCAUAAUCCAGAAGCACCAGAAGAUUAUGGGACAGAAAAGGAUAAGUCAUAUUGUCCAUUCUUUCUUAAGACUGGGUCCUGCAGAUUUGGUGAUAGAUGUUCUCGUAAACAUGUUUAUCCAGCAUCAAGUCAGACCCUUCUUAUCAGAGCCAUGUUUAUUACUUUUGGCAUGGAGGAAAGUAGGCGAGAUGACUAUGAUACUGAUUCCGGUCUGGAGCAUAGUGAAGAGGACAUUUACCAGCAGUUUAUGGAAUUCUAUGAAGAUGUGUUGCCUGAAUUUAAGAGCAUUGGUAAAGUUAUACAAUUCAAGGUCAGUUGCAAUUAUGAGCCACACCUUAGAGGAAAUGUGUAUGUUCAAUAUCAAAAAGAGGAGGAAUGUCAACAAGCCUUUGCACUAUUCAAUGGGCGUUGGUACGCGGGGAAACAGUUGCAGUGUGAAUUCUCUCCUGUCACCCGAUGGAAAACAGCAAUAUGUGGACUUUACGAAAGGCGCAAGUGCCCUAGAGGGAAACACUGCAACUUCCUCCACGUGUUCAAGAAUCCUAACAGCGAAUUUUGGGAGGCUGACCGAGAUCUUUGCACAUCACCAGAGCGCAGGAAGUCCUAUUUUAACAAGUACUCUGAGAAGCGAGAACGAAUGAGCCAUCGUUACGAUAACCACGGUCGAUCUAGGAGGAAGUAUAGUUGUAGUCCAGACAAGAGGAGGUCUGGAGAGCCCGAAAGGAAAAGGAGGAGAAGCAGAGAUAGGAGAUGGUUACAGAGGUCCAGGAGUAGAAGCCAGGACAGAAAACGGUCACGAAGCAGAGAGAGGUAUCACAGAAGCCGAAGUAAAGAAGUUCGCAGAUCACAAAGGUCCCGGAGCAGAAGUCAAGACCGAAGGAGGUCUAAAAGCAGAGAGAGAUGUCGAUAUAGGUCAAGGAGCAGGAGCCUAGAUCGGUCGCCGAGCAGAAGUCAAUCUAGAUCCAGGAGCAAAAGCCAAGACCAGUCCAACAGCAAGGACACAGGGACAGAGAGGUCACGGUCUAGAAGUAAAAGUCCUCAUCAUGGGUGGAACAAAAAAAGUAAGAGGGAAUCUGAAAGUAAAGAGAAAAGAAGCAAAAAGAAGGCAAAGAAAGAGAAAAAGGCCAAGAACAGGUCUGAAAACAAAUCAAAAGACUCCAAAACAAAAAGACCAGAAAGUGAUCCCAGACACUCGCCAGUUAGUUCAAUAGGAAAGGAUACUCAAGUCACUUUAGACCAUCCUGAUGUAAGAAGCCUUUCCACUUCCCCUAGUGCUAAGAGCUCUGCAAGUGAUACCACAACACCUGUCAAACUGGAUGACACAAUUGAAGCAGACACUGUUGAUGUGUGAAGGCGAGGUGCUGGAAGAUGCACUACAAUGGAGUGUUGGUCUUCGGCUGCCCAUAAAAGCACUGCGAAGAUGAAGAGAAACUCUUUAAGGGACCGCUAUCCUGUUGUAGAAGGGGAAAGACUGGUCUGACUUUGCAUGCUGUUCACAUCUUGAAGGAUCCUGAAAGAGUGCAGAAUCCUUUGCAUAUUUUGACAGCUAGGAUCAGUGUGGCACUAAGUUAUGCCACACAUGUCGAGCAGCUGUGAUUCCUUAUACCUGGAAGCUGUCAUCCUACUUCGUUGUUUCAGAACAAGAUGACAAAUUUACUGCAUUUCUACCGUGUGCCAUAGUUUUUGGAAAGGCCUGCUGGAACCAGCACUGAUGCAGUGGCUGCC
Molecule: messenger RNA, 2213 nt
Organism: Pristis pectinata (smalltooth sawfish)
Lineage: Eukaryota; Metazoa; Chordata; Chondrichthyes; Rhinopristiformes; Pristidae
Gene: zrsr2
Product: zinc finger (CCCH type), RNA-binding motif and serine/arginine rich 2
Exons: 12
Coding region: 52-1839 (595 amino acids)
Biological process (GO): mRNA splicing, via spliceosome
Cellular component (GO): spliceosomal complex; U2AF complex
Molecular function (GO): pre-mRNA 3'-splice site binding; metal ion binding
Source: RefSeq, a predicted model, not a curated record